UUGACAUGAAUGAAAAACAUAUUUUGAAAAGAGUUUUAUAAGACAGUACAAGUUUUGCAUUUCAUGUAAGAUAAUGAAAAAGUGUGUUUAACUUGUUCAUUUCAUGGAAAAUGAAUAAAAAUAAUGAUACCAUAGGGUCAAGUCAGGAUAAUCAAGACAAUAUGACUGAAGAUUUAGAUAAAGAGACAGAAAAAGUUUCCUCUUCUGCACCUGACAGGCGAAAGACUUCUAAGCCUAUCAUGGAGAAGAGAAGAAGAGCAAGAAUCAAUGCAAGUCUCACAGAAUUGAAAACAUUUCUUUUAGAUGUCAUAAAAAAAGAAGGUUUAAGACACAACAAAAUGGAAAAGGCUGAUAUACUAGAAUUAACAGUUAGACAUUUGCGUCAGCUCCAAAGGCAACAAUAUACAGUUUCAACAUCCGAUGAAGGAUCAACAAGUGACACGUUUAGAUUAGGUUUCAGUGAAUGUACAUCUGAAGUGACUAAGUUUCUGUCAAGAAUUUCUAACAUAGAACCUAAUUUCCAAGUAAAACUAUUGGAACAUUUGUCGAUGUGUUCAAGCUCAGAGGACAGUCUAAAGAGUCCUAAUGUGUCCAUUUCACCCGUAAGGUCGAGUUCUUCUAUGAAAUCAGACAUAACGAGGGAGCAUCAUAAUUUUGAAAAGUGUGCGACUAGUUCAAUGGCGUUUGAAAAUACUGCAGACAUUUUGUAUAACAGUCACCAUACUGACGAUAAUUCAGUGAAACCAGGAAAUGCUAGCUCAACACAAAUGUGCAAUAUGUCUUCGCAACAGUUAACAAUGUUGCACGCAGACCAAUUGACUCAACACCCAUCAAGAGUAAGCUCAACAGAUAUGCACAAUUUGUCUUUUCCUCAAUCAAAAAUGUCAGACACAAACAGACCGAUACAACAAUCAGUAGGCAUAUCCACAAUAGCGAAUGAUGCUUCUGUUCAAGCUUUUCAGCAAUUAAAAACAUGUGCCACUCCGAUUGGAAACGCAUCUGGUAAUGUGGCUUUUGGAAACAUAAUAAGCGGCAUACAACUAGUUCCGGUCCAGCUUCCUUCUGGGGAAACUUUUUAUUUUAUUCCAACUAAUAUAUUGACUAAUAAUUGUGUUCCUAUUGGUAAACCAUCUGUUCCCAUCACAAAUUUCUUAUCUCAAAACACUUCGCAACCAACGGCGUCGUCUGCAUACCCGUGUGUUCAAUCAUCCCCAAGAACGGUCAUAGAAACUAUCCGAAUACCAUCACGUAGUCCGAUGGAAACGUAUACCAAAAAUAACCAAAAUGAAAGGACACUUAACUUUGAUAGGACAAUAGGAAAUAAUAUAGAACAAAAUGAACCAAAUGUUACCAGAAAUGAGCAUCAAAUAUCAUUACAACAACAUGGAACCUUAGAACCCGUAUGGAGGCCAUGGUGAAAUAAAUUCAGGAUGACUUAAGCGCUCUUUUUCAAGAUGAUACAUUAAAAAUGGAGAGAAGAAAAUCGUUGAAUUGGGAAUUAUUUACAAUGCAAGUCCAAAACAUUUAGUACGAAUUCUAUGUUAAUAAUGGAAAAUUACAAAAAAUGACACAAGCUUUUCCUUAAAGUGCCAUUUUGUAUAAAAAAUAGCAUUUUGAUACGAAACUGCUUAACUUAAUAGCAUAACAUAAGAGUUUAGAUACAUGUCUUGUUUGAUAGCAUACGGAAAAUACAGCAAAAUAAUUGAAAGCCAAAUAUAUGCGAAAUAGCAUUGAUCGAUUCAUAAUUUAUAUAUAUCAAGUAAAAAUCUCUUUACAUAUAUACUUUGUUUUGCAUUUCUCAUGCAUAACAUUAAAAUGUUCGAUAACUGUUUUUGUUUGUGAGAGCACAAAACGAUUCUUCUCUAUCUAGUUCAAAUUUGCAUUCAUUUCGCGAGAUCACCAUGUACAAAAGUCAUCUGCCUUUUCGUACCUACAUUUACGAGUUAAAUGUUCCUAAAUGUUGUUUUUUAUAUCCUCAGAUUUAGAUCUAUCGACUUUGUGUCAAAUAAUCUGGGCUUUUACUUUCAAAUGUGAGCGUGGCUUCAUUUAACACAUAAUGAUUCAUAUUGCUUCAUCUCAUGACUACGUUCAUGCAAUGAUGUGGUCUGUGAGGAUUUUCGUCCUUCAGUGUGCAAGAUAUAUUAUUUGGACUAAGAAUAUCAGUAAAGCUAAAUUAUAGGAUAUGGAAAGCCACAUCUGUCCUACAUUA
This is a messenger RNA of Mytilus trossulus (common blue mussel), 2209 nucleotides long. RefSeq names its product hairy/enhancer-of-split related with YRPW motif protein 2-like. The coding region runs from base 111 to 1418 and encodes 435 amino acids. Gene Ontology annotation, molecular function: DNA-binding transcription factor activity, RNA polymerase II-specific; RNA polymerase II cis-regulatory region sequence-specific DNA binding; protein dimerization activity. Lineage: Eukaryota; Metazoa; Mollusca; Bivalvia; Mytilida; Mytilidae. Gene Ontology annotation, cellular component: nucleus. Gene Ontology annotation, biological process: regulation of neurogenesis; regulation of transcription by RNA polymerase II; anterior/posterior pattern specification. The transcript has 4 exons. The record is from RefSeq and is a predicted model, not a curated record.